Colletotrichum phormii is the source of this 1533-nucleotide messenger RNA. RefSeq names its product S-adenosyl-L-methionine-dependent methyltransferase. Gene Ontology annotation, molecular function: protein-arginine omega-N symmetric methyltransferase activity. The coding region runs from base 1 to 1533 and encodes 510 amino acids. The record is from RefSeq and is a predicted model, not a curated record. Gene Ontology annotation, cellular component: mitochondrion. Gene Ontology annotation, biological process: mitochondrial respiratory chain complex I assembly. Lineage: Eukaryota; Fungi; Ascomycota; Sordariomycetes; Glomerellales; Glomerellaceae. The transcript is spliced from 4 exons.
AUGCAGCGAUUGUCUCGUCAAAGAGCUUUGCUGGGUGGCCUACAAGGCGCUGCCAUAUCCCGCGCUGCGCAGCGGACCAGCAGAGCGCAUGCUUCAAGAUGCUUCUCAAACACGGUAUCGAGGCGGGACGGGGAGGAGAGGAAAUGGUCCACGCCGUUGGCGAAACAGCUGGCCGAGGCUAUCUCAAUGACCGGUCCCAUUCCCCUCGCGAGCUACAUGCGCAUGUGUCUAACCGGCGAUAUUGACGGAUACUAUACGGGUCUGGCCGAAGAGAACAGAGACCAAUUCGGCUUAAAAGGAGACUUCGUCACGUCGCCCGAGAUUUCCCAGAUAUUUGGCGAGCUGAUUGGUAUCUGGUUCGUCGCAGAGUGGUUGAGCCAGGGCAAGCCCAGCAAGGGCGUCGAGAUCAUGGAGGUCGGCCCCGGACGCGGUACGUUAAUGGACGAUAUGCUUCGUACGAUGCAGAAUUUCAAGGGUUUCGCGCAAAGCAUCGACGCCAUCUACAUGGUGGAGGCCAGCCCUCAGCUCCGCGAGGCGCAGAAGAACCUCCUUUGCGGCCCCGAUGCGCCAAUGACCGAAUCCAAAGUUGGAUAUCACAGCGUUUGCAAGCGUACCAACUUGCCCAUCGUCUGGACCGAGACCAUCAAGUCCAUUCCUCAAAGCCCCGAGAAAAUGCCCCUGAUAGUGGCACACGAGUUCUUCGAUGCGCUCCCCAUCCACGCCUUUCAAGCCGUCAAAGUUCCCCCUCCCGCACCCAAAGAACCCAUACCGGGACAACCCACCCCGAGAACCCCCCCUCGUGAAGCUGAAGGGCCCAAGAUCGAAUGGCGCGAGAUGCUCGUCUCACCGACCCCGCCAGACGCAACCCACGCAACAAUGAACAUACCGAAAUCAGAACAGGGCGACCCGAUCCCCGACUUCCAAAUGACGCUCGCCACAAGCUCAACCCGCCACUCGCGCUACGUCCCUGAGACCUCAUCCCGCUACCGCCGCCUCAAAGCCACCGUCCCGGACGCCGUAGCCGAGAUCUGCCCCGACGCCUCCAUUUACGCCGCCGACUUUGCCAGCCGUAUCGGCGGCUCAAAGCAGCACCCUAAAGCCCGGCCCUCCGGCGCGGCACUGAUCCUGGAUUACGGCACGUCCGAUACCGUCCCCAUCAACUCCCUGAGAGGCAUCCGCCGCCACCGACGCGUCAGUCCCUUCUCGGAGCCGGGCCUCGUCGACCUGAGCGCCGACGUCGACUUCACCGCCAUCGCCGAGGCAGCGAUGAUCGCGAGUGAGGGUGUCGAGGUCCACGGGCCCGUCGACCAGGGCGCAUUCCUGGGUCAGAUGGGCAUCAAAGAGCGUGCCGAGGUCUUGAUCAAGCAAGUCAAGGCCAAGGCGGCCACCGAUAAGGCGCAGGCCAUUGAGGGUGCUUGGAAGCGUCUUGUCGACCGUGGCCCUGGUGGGAUGGGUAAGGUAUACAAGGCCAUGGCCAUCUUGCCUGAGAACGAUGGAAAGAGGCGUCCCGUCGGCUUUGGCGGCGAUGUGUAA